GUGGGCAGCGCCACAUCCACCAUACCCCCAAUUCCGUGUAAGCACGUGCGCCACAAGGCCAUCUCCAUCAACUCUGCUCUCCUACCCCGGAUUCUCUGACCACCUCUUCUCCACAGUUUUAUCUCAUCUGUUCCCCGUAUUACCAACCCCCCCCGUCUCUAUUCGCCUUCACGACCAGACCUCCAUCGUCAUGCCUGACGGAAGUCAAUCAUGGAAAAUGAUCAAGCCGCCUGGUACGCAGGCCGGCCGCAUCGCCCAAGCUUGUGAUAGGUGCCGAAGUAAAAAGAUACGCUGCGACGGCAAACGGCCAUCGUGCACCCAAUGCACCAACGUGGGAUUUGAAUGUCGCACAUCAGAUAAGCUCUCUCGCCGAGCGUUUCCUCGGGGGUACACUGAAUCACUUGAAGAUCAUAUUCGGCAGUUGGAGACCGAAAAUCGAAAUCUGAAACAAAUGAUGGACAAUUGGGACGACCGAAUGGAGCUGGUAUCGCGGGUCGAGUCGCUUUCUCCUUCAGCAAAACAGGGACGGAAGAAGACAGAAACGGUUUCUUCAUCUUCAGAGUCUGAUGCUGACGAAUUGCUGGAGUCAUUCUGCAUGCAUGAACUGCAAAGUCUGACGAUGGACGGCACUUACCAGGGCAGCUCGUCUGGGUUUGCUUUUGCCGAUAUUCUUCGAAACCGACUAAAAAACCUUGAGUCUUCAACAUGUCUGGGGCACAUGUCUUCUCUCUUUAAAACGAUUGAUUUAUCGUCCACGUUGCCUCGUUAUGUCAGCGACAGUACAUCUCCCGUGGUUCCUUCGCUUCCUCCACGGGUGCUUGCGGACCAACUGGUCGAUUCAUUCUUCCGAGAUUGGCAUCCGUUGUUUCCGAUCUUGCAUAUUCCCACUUUCCGGUCUGACUUUCAAAGACUCUACAGCUCUUCGACGCUUCUUGGUAAAGAGGAGUUUCUGGUACAGCUAUAUCUGGUUUUUGCUAUUUCUGCCCGGCAGACGUCUUCAGCGGUUCCUGAAUCUGCCGACCUCUAUGAACGACAAUGGAGGAAGUUGCUCUGCACUAUCGAGCACAAGAAUUCUCUGAAAACUCUUCAGACUCUCAUUCUCGCUCAAAUUUAUACUUGUCUUAUGGGUCAGGACUCUGAUCUUUGGCAAUUCAAAAUGAAGGCAAUCGGCAUGGCUCUGCGACUUGGACUCAACCGACCCAAAGAGCAGUUCAGUAGCCAUCGCCUGUCGCCAUUAGAAUUGGAGCUACGCCUAAGAGCCUUUUGGUCGGCAUUUUCGCUGGAUGCGUUUUCCAGUGCAGCUUUAGGCAUGCCUCCGAUCCUCAGACUGGAUGACAUUGCUUGCGAAUAUCCUACUGAUAUCGAUGAUGAAUUCAUGAGCGACAAAACUGAGCACUGCACCCCUCUUCCGAAUAAGGAAACCAAGGUCUCUGCAGCGAUUGAAUUAGCUCGGUUUUCGCGUGUGCUUUCGCGGAUACUGACAUCAUUAUACUACUCUCCUUCGAACUCCACGCGGUCAUAUAACAAAAUUCUUGCGCUUGACAAGGAGCUCAAUGAUUGGCGAGACAGAGUCGUACCUCAUCUGAAGUUUGAGAUCAAGUCUCCAGUACCAUCUAGUGAGCUCAGGCAGCAUCCCCGUGCACCCUGCCUAGCAAUCGCAUAUCACUAUGCGCGCAUUCUCAUUCACAGACCUACUGUCACCCUCCCUGAAUCCUCCGAUCUGCGCAAGAGCUCAAUUUUGGCCAUGACUGAGUCUGCUACAGCGAUUAUUGGCAUCACGUCGCAUCUUCGACUACGUGAUCUCAAGUUCACACUUUGUGUCAAUCAGGCUAAGCUCCUCGUAUCAUGUGGACUUAUCGUGUUAUACUCGACUAUCGAUGUUCAUGAAGACAGGAAGGUUGUAGGAGAAACGCGGAAAGUGAUGUGCAAGUGUUUGGCAGGCAUAUGUGACAAUCCGGGAGUGUCAAACGUGGAAUACAGGGCAUUUGAGAAUCUUUCCGACGCCAUUCUUGGGACCCCUGCCGCAGAGAUCACUUCACCACUCCCGACAUUUGCCAAAUCAGAGAAACUCCAUGGCCUAGUGAAUUCCAACGACGACUUGGAGCGAAUCCGAGCUUCAGAUGGCCACAUAGCUUCGAUAACCAUUUCUAGGACACCGGAAAGCGAUGAUGGAGUUUUGUUUCACAUGGGCAAUGAAGUUGACAGUACCAAUACUUUGUCAAUUCUGCAGAGGAUUGAUGGCGGGCGAAAGAGACGGUGAAUGAUACAGAGAUUGAGAGUUUGUUUGCGAUGAUGGAUGGAAUGACACGGGAGUCCGGUUGCCUGCCUUCAAAGAGAGUGAAGGAAACCGCAAGCGCGCUUCGGUGUCGUAGCAGCAUGAGAUCCUCAUCGCGCCGCCGAUCAUCACAGUCUACGUCAACCAGCUCAUCGUCCGGCACAUCAAGAUCUGCAGAUUUUCCCUCGACUUCUGCAAGUCUGACAGAGUCCUCUAUGUUUAGUACGGUAGGGACAGACGAGAUCAAUCGUGCCUUGUCGGUAGAGGGGUCAACGAGACGAAGGUCUUCUUCUUCUCUGGCAUCCUCGUCAAAGGUUCUACGACGGAAGCACAAAAUCAGAACACGACACAACUCUAUGUCUUCUGUGGGCCCAACACCGUCGGCGGUCGACUCGACGCCUCCGCUUCCUCGUUCAAGGCCUGAUCCUGCGGCUAUUGCUGCAGUUGCUUCUGCCGCAGUAGAUGGGACUGAGUGGAAUAU
Molecule: messenger RNA, 2756 nt
Organism: Myxozyma melibiosi
Lineage: Eukaryota; Fungi; Ascomycota; Lipomycetes; Lipomycetales; Lipomycetaceae
Product: fungal-specific transcription factor domain-containing protein
Exons: 5
Coding region: 191-2260 (689 amino acids)
Biological process (GO): DNA-templated transcription; regulation of DNA-templated transcription
Molecular function (GO): DNA binding; zinc ion binding; DNA-binding transcription factor activity, RNA polymerase II-specific
Source: RefSeq, a predicted model, not a curated record